AUUAACUCAUUUGCGCCGCCGACCGGAGACAUGUUCGCGGCGGAGACGACAGUGUCGGAAACACAAACGGGUCGAGUAAAAUGGCGGCGAACAGACGGCGAUUGCAGGAGCUUGUGCUCUGUCUCGACUCCGGCGAGCCGGGUCGAGCAUUUUGAGGAUCUGAUAGCGGCCGGUGAUUGGCCGGAGCUGCGAAGCAAUCGGAGUGGAUCGAGAAAUCAGAAGAGGAAAACAGAGACAUCGAAACAGAGCUCAAAAGAUUGUAAAGAAGUUCAAAAAUUGGAUUAUGUUCAUGUCAGAGCACGUCGAGGCCAAGCCACCGACAGCCAUAGUCUUGCCGAAAGAGUGAGGAGAGAGAAGAUAAGUAAGAGAAUGAAGUAUUUGCAGAAUUUGGUCCCUGGGUGCAACAAAAUCACUGGAAAAGUUGGAAUGCUUGAUGAAAUUAUAAACUAUGUUCAAUCUCUACAGCAACAAGUCGAGUUCUUAUCCAUGAACUUGGCCGCUUUGAAUCACGAAUUCGAUCUCGUCAAUGGCCAUGACCUCUUCGUCGAGCAGGUGUUUCCGACGAUAGAAAUCUCACCCGAAACGGCUAAUUACUCGUCCAACUUUAAUGAACUCGAAAUCGGCUCGAGCUCAAGCUCUUUAACAGUCCCAGAAACUUCAUUUUUCAACUCAUCUUCUAUUACUCAUUUUGAACACUCUUCAACUUGGGGAGGUGAUUUACAGAGUCUUCAUGGUAUGAGCUUUGAAGAAGAAGGACCGCCAUUGUUGUCGCCAUCGAGCUUUUUAACGCAGCAAUGUUCAUACAUUGAAGAUGAAAAUGAAACAUUUCUAGACCAAAAACAUGUUUCAUUUUAACGUUAAAUUAGUAUUUCAGUGUCGAGUUAUGGUAGAAAUAUUGUUUAAAUGCUAAUUUAGUGUCAUAUGUUUUAUUUAUAUUAAUAAAAAUU
This is a messenger RNA of Cucurbita pepo subsp. pepo (vegetable marrow), 947 nucleotides long. Its product is annotated as transcription factor HBI1. Lineage: Eukaryota; Viridiplantae; Streptophyta; Magnoliopsida; Cucurbitales; Cucurbitaceae. Gene Ontology annotation, biological process: regulation of DNA-templated transcription. Gene Ontology annotation, molecular function: DNA-binding transcription factor activity; protein dimerization activity. The record is from RefSeq and is a predicted model, not a curated record. Gene Ontology annotation, cellular component: nucleus.